Messenger RNA from Mycena citricolor, 309 nucleotides. Lineage: Eukaryota; Fungi; Basidiomycota; Agaricomycetes; Agaricales; Mycenaceae. The record is from the annotation of a GenBank genome assembly.
AUGUCCGAGCGCACCCCCUUCCUGUUCCCUACUUGGGCUCUCUUUGUCACCAAGUUCAAGCUUCGAUUCAUCAAAGAGAACAAGCAAGACCCCACCCUGGCACAACUAGAAACCCAUCUGUAUUAUAUGGGCUCCCACAACGUGUUCAAGUACACGGACAAAUACGACAACCUCCUUGACCUUGCCGGCUAUACUGACGAUCUGGUCAAGGUGACCAAAUAUAGGACAGGCCUGGAUCCGAAGAUCAACCAGGCUAUCACCACCUCUGGUAACCCUCCUAGGCUUACCGACUACGCCAAGUGUCGUUGA